UCCUGUGUUGCUGCUCAGUUUGGCCACACCGACUUGUGCGUCUAUUUUGGUACCCUCUGAGCUCGCUAUCGGGACCCCUGGCCACACCAGUGUAUUUGAACAUGGAUCUGAGGGCUUGACUCACUUUGGUUAUUCUGAACUGGAUUCUACAUUGAGGAUUUGUGUUUGAUGCCAUAGUCUGGAUUGGACGGUUACAGUCAGCAUGGAAGAUCCAUCUUGAAGAUUACACAUCCCACCACUUCCCUGAUGUCAACCUGAGCUGGAUUAUAACUGAGGGAUCUACAAGAGCUGUAGAGGAGGCAAGACAGGUGAUGCACAAGACAGAGAGAAGCUUCUCAACAUCAUGAGUUGUGUGGAUAAGCGACACAUGAGCCACCGGAUGGGGAGCAUGCUCCACCAUCGUUUCCCCAAUGGCUUCUCUGACUUGUUCAUGGACGAGACUGAUCGUGAGGUUAGCACCCUCACCGAUCGGGCCUUUCGAAGUCUCUGCGUCGGAGAUGACGCGGUUUACAAUGAUGAGUUCUUGUAUGGAUAUUCACCUUUCAGUUGCCACAAACCUUUGGCAGGGGAGCCUCUUAAAAAGACUCACAAGGACUCUAAAAAGCAAGGGCAAAACAAAAAUGACAAAAAUUAUGCCCAACCUUGGAAACAGCAGCAACAGAAGAAUAUAUCAAACAUGUCGUCUUUCCUCAAAGCAUUCAGUGCCACGGAGAAAAGCUGUGAGGGAAUGUUGAUCAAAAAUGGAGGUAUGACGGACUCUAACGGGGAAUCAUGGGAUAAGUCUGCACUCCGCAGCAUCCAAAGAGAGCUAUCGGAGUUCUCCUCGGAUUAUCACGCCAAUCUCACAGACGGACAUUACAAGAACCAUCAUAGGCAUCACUCUGGUAAUGGUUCGUCAAACAAAACAGGCAAAGAUGCUGCCCUUCCCUCAGGAAAAUCAAAGAGCAAAAAUGGGAAAUCUACAGUGAAACUAAGGAAACUUAACAUCAAAAACUUUUUCCUCCACAGUGAGUUUAGCCCUUUCCAAACAUGGAGAGACUUUAACCAGUUCCCCUUUGGCCAGGAGGACAACUCUAUUCUCCCCACAGAUAAUAUCCCUAAAUGGUAUGACUUGCCCUUUUACAAGGAGCUGACAGAGGCACACAGAAAAGAGACUCUGCAUACAGAGGAGGUGCAGUCAUGCCAGAAAGCAGCAGUUGAGCCCACUCCUCCCACUGCUCCUAAACCCAUCCCUCCCCCUCCACCGCCGAAGGUCCUGCCAAAGCCCUCAGCUACUCCGGCUGAAAAGAGGUGCUCAUCAGAUGUAGGGGAAGGGAAUGCUGCCCCCUGGAGACGCAACAGGUCCAGGGCAAAAAGUGUGAUUCCAGUUAAUCAGUCUGGGAUACCACCUCAGGAAAACAGUUUAAAACCAGUGGAUGAAAGUCUUUGGCUGGUCAAAAAGGAGGCGAGAUCAGUGGAGGUGAAAGCAGUUGAGGAAGUCAGCUCCGUGGCAUCAACUCCCUUCAGUAUCUGCCAGCUGAUGACUCCACUUAUCCCCUCCAGACAACCGACAGAAACAUCAGAAAUCCUCCAAUCCGUCCUCUCGCCCUCUUCUCUCGACCUUCCACUGAGGCCACAUUCUGAGGCCAAACUGACCCCUGAGCCUCCAGUCAAGCGGGACAGUUACAAAUCACUCGCCUCUAGCAUCCUCUUCAACCUCAAGGACAACAGGAAAAGGGUGAAAAGCCGCUAUAGUCCUCCUAAAUUCAAAACGUUAGAAGUACCUGAAUGUGGCACUCAAUCUCCACAAUCAGAUAUAAAAUAUCCACAAGCUGGAUCUGAGGGCUAUGCGUCUGGCUUAAGUACUCCUGCCAUUUCAAAAGAUGAGCAGACAGUCUGCAGUCCUGUUUUGGAAUCAGUCAGUACCCCAACUGUCGUUCUGACUAAGCAGGACACUGAUAGACCUCUUUCGGAUGAUUAUUUGUUGUCAAAUCUACUGCAAACCAAAAGGGAGGUUGGUGAGGAGAAUCUUAUCCCCCCCCUUAUACACUCGAAAAAGACCAGGAGUCCCAAAGCUAAAAAGCAAAACUACCCUUCUCUGAAUUUGUACAAGAAGGCCAGCCCUGUUGAUAGUGAUAUGAAAUAUCUCCAAGUCCCUCUGAGCACCAAUGCUCCAAUAGACCAACCAAAUGAGCUUUUACCCCUCGUGCUAAACACAGACCUCUCUCUGACAAACACAGGGCUUUCACUGUAUACUCUGAAUGUCAACAAAGAUCAUUCACCCAUAAUUUCACCCCAUGCAUCUGAGAAAGAGUGGCUGUCAUCAAAUGAAGGGAAAAUGGCACCACAUGUAUCAGACAAAACAAAAAGACCUGACAUUAAAGAAAAAGACUUAAGCUCUAAGGAAAAAGAUACUAAUGGCCAAACCAUGAGUACAAUGGAAGUCAUCAGAGCAGCAAAGGAAGCAAUUAAUGCAGCCAAAAAUAAAGCUCUAUCAGCAGCUCAGUCAGAUAGCAUCAACAAGCCAGACACAGAGGAACUGAGAGGGAAAGAGAUAGAUAAGAAGGCCUUUUCAAAAGAAAUGUUUUGCAGCAAGAGUGAAAGUUCAGUACAUGCAAACAAUGUUUUAUCUCCAAGUAGAAAUGAGGCAACACCGCUUAGCAAAAAGGGUAAUGUCAAGAAAGAGCCCCCGCCAGUUCCAAAGAGAAAUUUUGCCAAAUCUGAUAUCCAACCCUCUCUUCUUGAAAAACAACAAACACAACCUGUUGACAAGCUAACUAAUGGUGAUUCGGCAGAUGCUAAAUUAGACUUACCUCCAGACGAAAAUGACCAGAAACAGGGUAAACUCAAACAUAUAUUCUCAGCUAGACAGAACAAUUACAUAAAAUGUCAGAGAUUCGCAGUGACGCAUGACGACCGAGGAGAGGAGUUUGAGGAAGGCAAGCUGAAAGUGAACACAAGAACGGAAGCGGAUGAGGGGACAAUGUCACCCAGAGAAAUGAGAGAUAGUGAACAUAUAAUCAAUGAUUUGCAUGCUUUGAAAGCACUACAGAGAGUGAAGCUUGGCGAUCGUGUUCUCGAGAAUGCAAAGAAAAAAUUAGGAAUUAACAUAGAUGAGGAGGCCAGGGUGAAGAAUGAUUUGAUCUCAAGGGAGUUAAGGAAUAUUAAGAAAGGUAUGUUGUCUAUGAGAGGGAACACGAUGGCUAAGAGAGACCUAUUUGCACAAAAAGAGAAGGAUCAGAGCAAACAGGAGACUUUCACAAAGAUAGACAGCAAUGUUAUAGUAAACAAAGCACUUCUAAAUGACAAUUAUGACAAAGCCAAAAUGGCACUUGAAGAGAUCAUUUCAGACAGGCAGAAGAGGAAGAAUAAAUCAACAGAGCAGGACGCAAAUCCAGUAUAUGAAGAAAAUGCAGAAGAAAUUUAUGUAACAAUGGUAGAGCAACACAAAAAAGCCACUAAAGACUCUCUGACAGAGGCCAAGGAAAAACAAAAUGACAACACUCCUACACUAAAAGAGAGAGACUUAAAAGAGAGGUUAGGUGAUCUAAGAGACCACAAUCACAUGAGGCAGAUCCUGUCGCAAACUGAACCUAGACUUGUUGAGAUGCAUAGAUCAGGUGGUAGGUUCCCGCUAGCUGUCAUGGACAAAAUGGAUGAUCCUGAAUCACAAGAGGUGAGACAUAUAGUGAGACAGAUAUCUGAAGAGAGCACAGAGAGUCUGGUUAACCAAAAUGAAGGCAAAAAGGGAGACGUUCCUCCUGUUCCUCCUAGGAGCAAAAAGGGAGGGAGUAGAAGAGAUGGAAGUGUUACUACGGACACUGACAGUCUGAAAGAUGGAGUUGAGGAGGAUAUCUUUGUCAAAGAUGUAAAAUAUGAAAAUGGUGAGGUGAAAGAGAUGAGGAUGACAGGCUCAGGAACACAAGAAGUAGAUAGUGACCUGUCCACAAGAGAAUUUGGUCAAAGUGAAACCAAUCCUGAAGAGAGGUGGAAUUUGGUAAAUAAUACAAAUACAGCAUCAUGUGAGUCUAAUUUACCUCAGAAAUACCCCCAAUAUGAAAAUAUAUUGUGUUUAUCACCAGAGGCUAGAGGAAAUGAGAAUAAGGUAAACAACUUGCAUGCAGAUUUAAGCCCCACAAUGGAAGCCACAUUUGAAAAUGUCAGGGCACAGAAAACAUGCAAGGUGAAGCGGAGAGCUCCUUUAAAACCGGACUAUUUGAACACACCAGAUGACAAUAUAGCUAACAAUUUAAUGGCAGAAGAACCUGACAAAAUAAAUCGAGCUAGUGUGGAAAUAAAUUUAGAUGCAGAGGCUCUCAGUGAAAGCCCCCGGGAUAUAAUAUCACCAUUACUACUUGUAAAUGGUGUUAGCAUCAAUCAGAGCCCUCCUGAUCAAGCCAGCUUGUCCUCAAAGUCAUCCUACUUCUCUGCAGAGAGUGCGUUACACAGAAACCCAGAGACCGAAGCAAAUGUUUACCACUCUCUGGAGAACUUGAUUGGAGAGGUGGAGGAUGUUGAUGAGAUGAUGCGGAAUAUUUCACGAAACACAAAACAUGAUUCGGACAGGACGGAGGUGGAUUAUUACUCUUUCAGUGAUCAUGAAAGCGAGCCGGAGAUUUUAAAGUCUCCUCUAAAAGAGACACAAUGCAAGACCAACCAAGAAACAGACAAUACCAACACAGUUCAAAAAGUAACUCAUGACGAAAAUAAUCAGACACCAAUGUCACCCUCCAACAUUUUCUUGCCAGCUGCAGCGAUCCCUGCCUUAUUUAAGGUCAAAGACAACACAUUCAGUAAUAAGUUGAAGUUGAAGCCUGUACAACCGUGGUCACCAAGAGGGAGUAUUAGUGGUUCAGAGAAGGGAGAGGAGGUACAUCAAGUAAAGGAGAACUCAGAGCUCCCUUUAGCUAAUGAACCAGCCACAAGAGUUAUAACACCAAUUCCAGAUGAAAUCUUCAAACCUAAAGAUAUUCCAUCAAACAGUUCACCUCCCCCACCUCUGUCAACUCCAAAUCUGCAAAGUGAAAAGAAACCACAAACUGGAUGCUUCCUCACUGUCCCACAGGAGGACGACAGAUUGUCAGGGGUGAGUCCGUCAUCUGAAGGAGUGGAGAGCUUAACAACCAGCACAGCUGACACAGCAGAUGAGAUGGGAGUGAGUGCUAUAGUGACAAAAGUUCCCAGCGAAUGGUCAGGGUCCACCUGCAGUGGUAAUGACAGCCAAACAGGGCUGCCUAAACCUCCAGUCGUCCUACCCAAAUCUGAAAAGGCUGUUCUCAAAGCCAUGAAGCUGACAAAUAGAAGGAUGAAGAAGGAAGAGGCCCAGAAGCCAUCCCACAAAACAUCACAAAGCAGCAGCAAACAUAAAGGGGAUAGACACAAGAGUGACAAAUCAGAGCACAAAAACAGCAGCAGAAGUAGCAAGAGCAGCGAGAGAAAUCACAGAGAGAAGAGUGAAGAUGGUCGUCAUCACAGUCAAAGCCACAAACACAGUGAUGACCACAGUGAGCAACUACCCUCUGAAAGAAGAGACCACAGCAAGGAAAAACAGCACCGCGACAAAACCGACGUGCGCCACAAGACUCGGAGACAGAGUCAUGAUUCAGUGGGAAGCAACACCCAGAACAGUGAAGCUCUACCUGGUGUUGCAACAGAAAGGCAAGGACGCACCAGCAACAGACACAAUCGAGAGAAGCCAGAGCAAAGACACUACAGUAGCGAUAGAGUCAUCAGUAACGUACCUGUGUACAAAGCUCAGCUAAGCGAGAGACCCAUGUCGGACAAACCAUUCCACCGAACACAAAGCAUUGAUAGGUACCUAGGAGAUAAAGAGGAGCGUAGGCUCAGUAUGGACACAUCAAUCAAUGAGAAGCUUGAUCCAAGAUCGCAGCGUAUAGAAAAAUCCAUCAUGGACGAGCUUCAGCAGAGAGGCAGAGCCAGAGACAAGGCAAGCAAAGCCAACCCAAUCAGAAGGAGUCACAGUAUUGAUGCAUACCCUAACCCUAACCCUAACCCCAACACUUCAACCCUGUCCCGCCAGUCAAGCCACAACAGCCAGCUUUCUCGACAGUCUAGCAUAGAACACGCCAUUGUCACGCAGUCCUUUCCUAUGACCCAACGGAAGCUCCUCCAGGAUCCAGACUCCGGGCAGUAUUUCUUUGUAGAUAUGCCCAUACAAGUCAAGACGAAAACCUUCUUUGAUCCUGAAACAGGAAGUUAUGUGCAGCUGCCAGUCCAGCCGCCAGAGGGUGCCGUUCCUCAGGCAUCCCCCUUGGAGGUUUUGACCCCACCUCUAGUUGUUUACCACGGCUUUGUCCCAGUGCCUCUGUCUCCCAUGGCUCAGAAAGCUACCAUCCCAGCCCCUCAUUUGGAACCAGAGGGGUUCGGGCAGAGAAACGUAGAAAGGUUGAGGCAGAUGCACUGUACAGAGGGGCAUCCAUAUUUAGAGCCCGUCUAUGGUCAACACGACCACAUGUUAGGGGAGUUUCUAGGAACUGAGGAGCUGGACUGUCCGAGCUGAUAGACCAUGAGGUUUGAAAAGAAACACCUACCCUCUGUUUACACUGUUUUGCCAAAAGUGUUUCAGGGUAGACGUCUUUUCAACCUUAACAUCUUUGUAUUGCUUUACUUACCUUAAAGGGUAACGUCAGUUUUUCUCAACAUGGAUUCUAUUUUUCCAUAUUUUUGUGUAUAGCUGAUUAAAGUAAACAGUCAUUUUUGAAACUGGCCCAGUAUUGAGUGAGAGAGCUGCAGGUGGCAAUAGUGAAACACGCUACACUGUAAGCAUUGUGGGCAAUUAUGCAAAGGAUCUCUACAAAGAUAUUUUUGAGACCAUUUUGUUAAGAAGUAAAAAACAUUUUGUUUAACCAGAAACACUGCCAAAGUUGUUACUGCCAAAGCCAAGACCCCAUUUUAAUAAACUAGUUCUGUUAUCAUAAAACAAACCACUGUACCACCCUGACGCAACAAUUUCAAACUCUGAUUUGGUAUUAAAAAAAAACUUUAUUUACGUAGUUAAGUGUGACACUAAAAUGACGACUUUGUGUUUAGUGGGUUUGAUAAUGGUAAUUUUGGGGCUCUUUCUAUUUAAACAAAAAGAAUCUUACUCUUAAACAUAUAGGUCAACCUCUGUAGGGAUCCUUUCCAUACAUUGUCAGACUCAAUAUAAUAAUCUGAGCCUGUCAGUGGCAAAAAACAAACAAAACAAAACAAAAACAGCCCUUAGUGGUUGCAUUGCAGCUUUUUGCAGCUGCAGCCCUUUACUCCAAGCCUGGACCAAUUUCAAAAGUUGUUGUUCCAAUUAGUUAGUUAGACACACAAAAAUGGGGGAAUAUGCUCCAGGUUGAAAAAUUACAACAUUACCCUUUAACUUUCAUGAGACACAGAAGCUACUGAGGCCUCAACAGGUUUUGUGAUGAGUUCGACUCAAGUGUAAACUGACAAAAGAUAGUGAGUUUGUUAAUUGUUGUUGAAUGCUGUUGUUUGAAUGUGAGUUGAAGGAUUUGUAUAAGAUAACGUGCAAUUUUUUUUUUUAGAAAGACGAGAGACAUGGGCGAUCCAUGUACAUAAUGUAUUUAAGUUUAAACAGAGGGUAAGCUUGAAUGUAAAUGUGAAAUAUUUAUUGUAAAUGCUGAGAGUUUGUUAUAUACAGUGGUGUUGGGGUCUCCACUGCUUUUCAGGUAUUGUGGCUUUUUGUUUUAUUUUAUUACCUGCCUUUGUGGCAUUGAGAUUAUUUUUCACAUGACAGUUUGCAGUCACUUAGAGAUACUUGAAACAAACAGAAUUCACUCAAAAAAAAUAGUAAUUUGUUUGUUAUUGAUUGGAACUGAUCUUGCCUACACACCUGAACAUAUAAAACAUAAUGCAUGCUAAAGUUGAAAUUGCCGUUGCACCUGUUUAAUGUGUUUGAUACAAAACAAAUUUAUACUAUCUAAAAGCUUGAACUGGCAAUGUUGCAAUGAAUGUUUUUUAAUACGCAGAGGACAUGAAGGAGAAUUUUUUUGUUUUGCAAGUUUGUUGCAUUGGCAAUUUUUCUAAACUAGAGUAAAGCAGGGCUGAAUUGUGUCUGUGAUCCAUUCCAAUAAAAAAAUAACUGUUGCCACAGA
Molecule: messenger RNA, 8084 nt
Organism: Plectropomus leopardus (leopard coralgrouper)
Lineage: Eukaryota; Metazoa; Chordata; Actinopteri; Perciformes; Serranidae
Biological process (GO): positive regulation of calcineurin-NFAT signaling cascade
Cellular component (GO): Z disc
Source: RefSeq, a predicted model, not a curated record